AUGUCCUUGGUAGACUUGGGAAAGAAGCUUCUAGAAGCUGCUCGGGCUGGGCAAGAUGAUGAAGUUCGUAUUUUAAUGGCAAAUGGAGCGCCUUUUACCACAGACUGGCUUGGAACAUCUCCACUCCAUCUUGCAGCUCAGUAUGGACAUUAUUCCACGACAGAAGUAUUACUUAGGGCAGGGGUCAGCAGAGAUGCACGGACGAAGGUUGACAGAACUCCUUUGCAUAUGGCAGCAUCAGAAGGACAUGCAAACAUAGUAGAGGUAUUAAUCAAGCACGGUGCUGACAUCAAUGCCAAAGACAUGCUGAAGAUGACGGCUCUUCACUGGGCAACAGAACACAACCAUCAGGAAGUUGUAGAGCUUUUGAUAAAAUAUGGAGCAGAUGUUCAUAGUCAGAGCAAAUUCUGUAAAACCGCAUUUGAUAUCUCUGUGGACAAUGGAAAUGAUGAUAUCGCAGAAAUACUACAGAUUGCAAUGCAAAACCAAAUUAACACAAAUCCUGAAAGCCCAGACACUGUAACGAUACACACUGCUACACCACAGUUUUUCAUUGGACCCGGAGGUGUGGUAAAUUUAACAGAUGAGAGUGGGAUAGCCUCUACAGUACAGUUUGGCAAUUCAUCAACAUCUGUGCUGGCUACAUUGGCAGCUUUAGCAGAAGCAUCUGCUCCAUUAUCUAAUUCUUCAGAAACUCCAGUGGUGGCUACAGAAGAAGUGGUAACUGCUGAGUCUGUGGAUGGUGCUAUUCAGCAGGUUGUUAGCGCUGGUGGACAGCAAGUCAUCACGAUAGUGACAGAUGGUAUCCACCUUGGCAAUCUUCAGGCUGCCAUUCCAUCCACUGGCCUAUCACAACCAAUUAUUGUCACAAUGCCAGAUGGCCAACAGGUGUUGACUGUACCAGCAACUGACAUUGCAGAAGAAACUGUGAUUAGUGAAGAGCCGCCUCCUAAAAGACAGUGCAUUGAAAUAAUUGAGAAUCGUAUGGACUCUGCAGAGAUAGAGACACCAGAUCUGAUUACAAAUAAACGUUUUUACAGAAGAAAUUGUCAGAUUCCAGAAACUUCUGGUUCAGAAAUCUAUAUUGUGAAUACUCAAGAGUUCUCUCAGGAAAGAGAAUCUCUUCAGAAGCAACUUGAUGAGGCCAACCGAGAAGCCCAGAAAUAUCGCCAGCAGCUUCUUAAAAAAGAACAAGAGGCAGAGGCAUACAGACAAAAAUUGGAAGCUAUGACCAGGCUGCAGACUAAUAAAGAAGUGGCUUAA
Molecule: messenger RNA, 1263 nt
Organism: Staurois parvus
Lineage: Eukaryota; Metazoa; Chordata; Amphibia; Anura; Ranidae
Source: the annotation of a GenBank genome assembly